Messenger RNA from Styela clava, 1967 nucleotides. NCBI's taxonomy places the organism in Eukaryota, Metazoa, Chordata, Ascidiacea, Stolidobranchia, Styelidae. The record is from RefSeq and is a predicted model, not a curated record.
AUACAAAUUGAAAAUGCGUUAUCGCGCCAGAUGGAUUUGCUCCUUAUUUUUCGUGUAUACCAUGUUGGUCCUUAACGCGCGAUCGCAGAACACGGGGACAUUUUGGCACAUCAGUGACCAUCAUUUGGAUCCGUAUUAUACAGAAAAUGGACAAACUCCAAUGGAAGUGUGUCCUUCAUCGUAUGGACGUCAGACCGACGCCGGUCCCCUAGGUGACUAUGUAUGUGAUUCACCAUGGAAACUGAUCAAUUCUUCGGCUUACGCAAUGAAAAAGAUUGAACCAAAUCCAGACUUCAUAAUAUGGACGGGAGAUGAUUCUUUGCAUACCGCAGACCAAGAUAAAUAUCUAGGAGUUGACAAAGUUAUUGAGAUUGUCGGUAAUAUCACGGCAUUGCUGCGAGAAGUUUUUCCAGAUACUAAAUUUUAUCCUGCUCUUGGAAACCAUGAUUACCAUCCAAAAAGUCAAAUUCCGCCUGGGGGAAGUGCUAUGUUGACUGCUUUCGCAAAUAUAUGGCAAGACUGGCUUACAGCAGACGCCUACGAAUCCUUUAAACGCGAGGGCUAUUACAAAGAAAACUUGGACCCAAAUGGGAAGCACGUUUUAAUAGCGUUGAAUAGCAAUUUCUGGUACGAUAGUAACAAAGUGGUGGAUGGAACGGGUGACCCAGGCGGUGAAUUUGCUUGGUUGGAGGAAUCUUUGAAGAGUGCGAGCCAAAACUCGCAGAAGGUAUUCAUCAUUGGGCACGUUCCGCCAGGAUAUUUCGAACUUGCCGCAAACUCUCCCAAGCGAUGGUUUUAUCCGGAAUAUAACAAACGUUUUAUCAGUAUUAUACAAACAUAUGCUGAUGUGAUUUCAGGACAGUUCUUCGGACAUCACCACAGUGAUACUUUCAAGAUCUUCAAGGAUGGCAGUGGCAAUACGAUAGCUUCGAUGUUGUUAACUCCCGCUGUGACUCCAUGGCGGACGACUUUACCGGGAGUAAAUAAGGGAUCAAACAAUCCGGCUAUUCGCCUUUUCGAGUACAACAAAGACACACUGUUUUUAAAGGAUUUCCAACAAUAUUAUCUUAAUCUCGAAGAAGCAAACACCGAAACCUCCGCAGAUGAAGACUCUUGGAAGUUGGAGUAUAGAGCUACAGAGAGCUAUAAUAUUCCUGAUGUAUCUACUACUUCGUGGGGAACACUGGCGAAGAAAAUGAGAGAUAAAUGUGAAGCAGAUUCUAGCGAUUGCCCAAAAGAAUUUACGUUAUACCAGCUACACAAUUCUGCUUCCUAUAAUACGGAUCCAUGUAACGAGACAUGUCAACGUUUCCAGUUAUGUGCUAUCACGGAGCAAGAUAUAGAGCAGUAUGAAUUAUGUCAAGAAAAGUGGGGAUCUGCUGGAUUCAAUCCCGUCGUUUCCGUUUACGCCUUGGCAAUUGGAAUUCUCUUUUACUUUUUAAUUGUAUGAUUGUUUGUUUCAAGUUUGACAGUAUAAAAAAUUAAAUCACGUGGAAGAAGCUAUGGUUUUUAAUCAGUAUUGUGAUCAUAUUUGAACUUAAUUUAGCUUAAUGAUUUGAACUUAAUGAAGCUAAAUGAAAUUUGCAAUGAAUGUCUUUCAGCAAAUUUCGAUAGACUUUUAAUAGACAUUUAGACUGUAGGUAAGCUUUUAUUUAUUACAAUUUUUCAAGUAUGUCGAAACGGAAGUCUAAAUAAAAUUUGCCGUCCAUUUUUUUUCUUUCUGUCUACUACGUAUCUAUUUGAUAUUGUAUGCUGCACAAUGUAGUGCUAAUAAGCAAUCUCAAUAAUCAUCUUUGUAUUGAUUUUUUCAGCAUGUUUUCCGUAUGAUUUUCAUUAAAAUUUUGGGCCACAUACAAUGGUUCUCAUUGGAACUGUUAGCCCUCGCUUUGCUGAUUUUUAUCCGCUUGCUCAAGGGAUUUGUAUAAUCUUGUACCAUUAUACUAUAUUCUUGUGUUCUUCAUAUAUGG